AUGGGAUAUAUUCAAUUCAUAUCUAAUAGCAUUGUUCGAGCUGCCAACCCCAAGAAGGAAGUUCAAAGGAUCGAGUUAGCUCCCUGGGAUCUCAUGUUCCUUGCUAUGGACUAUGCGCCAAAGGGACUUCUCUAUUACAAGCUGAAACUCAAAAAAGAGGGAGAGUUAGGAGAGACCAUAGUCCACCAAUUGAAAACCUCCCUUUCACAAACGCUAGAUUACUUUUCUCCCCUUGCAGGCCGCCUUGCAACCAUUGAACUUGAGGAUAACACCUCUUCAUUUUUCAUUGACUGCAAUAAUGCUGGUGUCCUGUUUGUUCAUGCUGCAGCUAAUGGGAUAACUAUUUCUGAUAUCAUUGGGCCAAGUGCUGUUCCAUCCUUUGUUCGCACAUUAUUUCAAUUAAAUGAAGUUAAAAAUUAUGAGAGUACUUCCCAGCCAUUACUUGCAAUACAAGUCACUGAGCUUGCAGAUGGCAUCUUCAUUAGCUGCACUUACAAUCAUGUUGUGGUUGAUGGCACAUCGUUUGUGCAUUUUUUUAAUUGUUGGGCAGAAAUCUCUCGAGGUUCUAUUGAAUUAGCCAAGCCCCCAGCUCUUCAACGUUGGUUUCCAAAUGGUAUUGAGGGUCCGGUUGGUAUUCCGAACUCUUAUCUCACAUAUGGCCAUGACUUCAUUCCUCCAUGUUUACAAGUAAGGUUUUUUCAUUUCACAAAGGCAAGCAUUGCAAAUCUCAAGGCAAAAGCUAAUGCUGAAGUUGGCACAGACAAAAUCUCCUCUCUCCAAGCACUCUUAUCUCAUAUUUGGCGAACCGUUAUCCGCUGCAAAAAUCUUGAUCCGGUGGAAGAGACCAAUUUCUUCUUACCAGUUAGUGCAAAAUCAAGAUUGUAUCAGCUGUCUCAACAAUAUAUUGGAAAUGCGAUGCAAGGUAAAGUUAUAACAAUGAAAGUAAAGGACCUACUAGAAAAAGGGCUCGGAAACGCAGCAUGGGAAAUAAACAAGUCUAUUGCGUCACAGUCGGAAGAAAAGAUGACGACUUUCCUGGAAUCAUGGAAGGAAAGCCCUCUUCUAUUGACAGCAGGCCUAGCAAGUACUGUCAGCAAUCUUCUGGUCUUAGGUGGCUCACCUAGGUUUGAUUAUUAUAGUGUUGAUUUUGGAUGGGGAAGGCCAAUUGCAAUUCGAAGCGGGGUUGGGAACAAGCAUGACGGGAAGAUAACAGUGUAUGGUGGACUUGAAGAAGGGAGUAUGGACAUUGAAGCUUGCUUUAUACCGGAAACAUUGCAGGCCUUGGCAAAUUGCAAAGAGUUCAUGAAUUCAGUCGCAACGCAAUCUUAAUCCAAAAUCCAUGUUAGUAGGUGUAUUAAUUGCCAUCAAGAGGAAGAUCCACUAAAACUUACUAUGAAUUACUUGUUCUCUAAAAUUGAUUAGACUAUAAGACCCUUAGUAAAACUCCAGGGUCCUAGACAUUUGGUUCAUCCCCAAUAAGUUGCCUACGAGGAAGAUAAGAGGGUCAAGCUUGACUCCCUGGAUAGCAAUCCUAGACUGGUUUGUAUUUACGUUAAUGAUAUUUUAAUAUCUACACUUAGCUUAUUCAACUUCAUCUCCUUUUUUUUUCUUUAAAAGCAGGCAGCACAAAACUUUAACAAUGAAAAA
Messenger RNA from Theobroma cacao (cacao), 1647 nucleotides. NCBI's taxonomy places the organism in Eukaryota, Viridiplantae, Streptophyta, Magnoliopsida, Malvales, Malvaceae. The record is from RefSeq and is a predicted model, not a curated record.